GGUCAAAGUCGCCUGAGUCACGGGCCCCGCCCUACCAAGCCGGACACAGCCAGAGGCCCGGGAGCAGCGCAGAGGAGCGGACCAGCGGACGUGUAAGACAGGCGGAACUUUGAGUCGUAGCCAUGUUCCUGGUUAACUCGUUCUUGAAAGGCGGCGGUGGAGGGGGAGGCGGAGGCCUGGGCGGGGGCCUGGGGAAUGUACUCGGAGGCCUGAUCAGCGGGGCCGGAGGCGGCGGCGGAGGCGGUGGCGGCGGCGGCGGCGGCGGCAUCGGCGGCAUCGGCGGCGGCGGCGGCGGUGGUGGAACUGCCAUGCGCAUCCUGGGCGGGGUCAUUAGCGCCAUCAGCGAGGCGGCUGCGCAGUACAACCCAGAGCCCCCGCCCCCACGAACCCAUUACUCCAAUGUCGAGGCCAAUGAGAGUGAGGAAGUCCGGCAGUUCCGGAGGCUAUUUGCCCAGCUGGCUGGAGAGGACAUGGAGGUCAGCGCCACAGAACUCAUGAACAUUCUCAACAAGGUCGUGACCCGACACCCAGAUCUGAAGACUGAUGGUUUUGGCAUUGACACAUGUCGCAGCAUGGUGGCCGUGAUGGAUAGUGACACGACAGGAAAGCUGGGUUUUGAGGAAUUCAAGUAUUUGUGGAACAACAUCAAAAAGUGGCAGGCCAUAUACAAACAGUUUGACGUUGACCGUUCAGGGACCAUUGGCAGCAGUGAACUCCCAGGGGCCUUUGAGGCAGCAGGGUUCCACCUAAAUGAGCAUCUCUACAACAUGAUCAUCCGACGCUACUCGGACGAGGGAGGAAACAUGGAUUUUGACAACUUCAUCAGCUGCCUGGUCAGGCUAGAUGCCAUGUUCCGUGCUUUCAAAUCUCUUGACAAAGAUGGCACUGGACAAAUUCAGGUGAACAUCCAGGAGUGGCUGCAGCUGACCAUGUAUUCCUGAAUGGGAACCCCAGACCUCUCCCGUCAUCACCUCACCACCUCACCGUAGGACUCACUUUGGACUCUUCAGUCUCUCCCAGGGCUGAAUGUGUCUGCAGUCAUGUCUUCAUGGGUCCUGCUGACCCACCGGCCUUUCCGUAUUCUCUCAGCCGUUGGCACCUACCGUAGCUUCUCAGUCAACAGCCAGGCCCAACAUGUCCCAACGUGCCAUGUCCCAAGUCACCCCUGGCUCUAAGACACUCUAACACACCCUACCCCACAGGUCGCCGCACCCCCGGCACACCCAUCUCACACCCACUCCAUAACCCUUCUAGUUCAUCUGUGCCAACCCCAACACUUGUAUUGCUUCUACUCCCCAAGGGCCCUUCUCCAAGUUCUAGGAGGAUCACUCCAGUGCUAUGCACCCUGGCACACCUGUUCAGUUACCACCCAGGCAGCAGAACUCCAGGCCAUAACAGGCCCACAUGCCCCAGUGCCUUUGCCUGUGUUCUGCUCCCAGCCUGCCAAGCCCAGGAAGAAAUAAACGUACCCCAGUUGCUGCUCUUUGA
Molecule: messenger RNA, 1488 nt
Organism: Rhinolophus ferrumequinum (greater horseshoe bat)
Lineage: Eukaryota; Metazoa; Chordata; Mammalia; Chiroptera; Rhinolophidae
Gene: CAPNS1
Product: calpain small subunit 1
Exons: 11
Coding region: 123-941 (272 amino acids)
Molecular function (GO): calcium ion binding
Source: RefSeq, a predicted model, not a curated record